AUGCCUGCAAAAGCAGCUAUAGCCGCCGCCGCGCCGUCUUCGUUCAAGGGCGAGACGUUUCCUCAAUACGUGCUCUAUCGCCCAAAUCGAAGUUUCAAGGCCGAGAUCCCCAAUACUCAAGUAUUAAUACCUACUGCAACUCCCCUCCUGACGCCUACUGCAUUCCUAACUGCAUCAAUACCCAAGCAAGAACCACCUAAAGCUCGACUAACUAACACACGACAACCAUCUCCCAGUCUACGGCCAUCGCUCUCGGAACAGCUCAAGACCAUUUCGCAAGGAGCGCAGGCCAUCACAGCACAGCUCGCUAGCACGUACAAGCUCUCGAACGCACCUGCCCAACUUUCCCGUGAUGACUCUUUCCAGACUCCCACCGUUAGUCUUAGUGUCGGGAAACUCGAGUGUCGAUUCCCGUGUCCUGCCACCUUCUCAUCCGACCGGUGCACGUACCUGUUCCAACAUCCCUACGAAGCCAAAGAAGUGCUCAUGAUCAUGUACUAUCGGGAUAUGCUGCACGCGUCGGUCAAUACAACAGACAAGAGCUUCCGCUUCCGCUUAUCCAGAGUCCUGGAGCAGUUCGGAGACGAUUAUAACCCAAUGAACGCGCAACACUGGAUCCGAAUCGUCUUGGCGACUUCAAGCGAAGCCCACAAAGUCAAGCAGUAUCUCGCUUCUCUCGGCGUCAUUAAUAAGCGCUCCGUAUCCUGUACUUCACACAAAUAA
Molecule: messenger RNA, 723 nt
Organism: Phytophthora nicotianae INRA-310
Lineage: Eukaryota; Oomycota; Peronosporomycetes; Peronosporales; Peronosporaceae
Exons: 1
Coding region: 1-723 (240 amino acids)
Source: RefSeq, a predicted model, not a curated record